Nerophis lumbriciformis (worm pipefish) is the source of this 1515-nucleotide messenger RNA. The record is from RefSeq and is a predicted model, not a curated record. NCBI's taxonomy places the organism in Eukaryota, Metazoa, Chordata, Actinopteri, Syngnathiformes, Syngnathidae.
AUGGCCGCCCCCGCUCUCUCCAGUCGGGCCGGCUCGGUGGGAAGCCUCGGGAACAGCCCCACCAUGGCUGCCGCCGCCGGCAGGGUGCCCCACGGUGGCGGCGGGCCCGAGUUGGACUUCAGGUCGGCGGCCCGCAUGGAGGACCUGAACCGCCUCAUCCAGGAGUUCAGCAAGCACGACCAACGCGAGUACGAUGACCAGCGGGCCCUGGAGAUCCACACGGCCAAGGAUUUCAUCUUCUCCAUGCUGGGAAUGGUUCAGAAGUUGGACCAGAAGCUGCCAGUGGCCAACGAGUACCUUCUCCUGUCGGGCGGCGUACGCGAAGGCGUGGUGGACAUGGACCCAGACGAGCUGAGCGUGUACGCUCGCGGAGCGGACUACGACAUGGACUUCACGCUGCUGGUGCCGGCGCUAAAGCUGCACGACCGCAACCAGCCAGUCACGUUGGACAUGAGGCACUCAGCGCUAGGACACUCCUGGCUCAGCCUGCGUCUCUUCGAUGAGGGCACAAUCAGCAAGUGGAAAGAUUGCUGUACGGUGGUGGAGCACAUCAGCGGAGCUGCAAACUACUUCUUUUCGCCGACGCUGGUGGCCGACUGGUUCUACCAGGCGGUGUCGCUGGUGCUGCUGGAGGUGCAGAAGAAGCCCCAAAGGGGUGUUCCUCGCGUGGAGAAGGUGGAGCGCAACGGCACAGUAGUGUCAGUCAUUCUGGGUGUGGGCAGCAGCCGCAUGCUCUACGACGUAGUGCCUGUCGUAUCCUUCAAGGGCUGGCCUGCCGUGGCGCAGAGCUGGUUGAUGGAGAAUCACUUCUGGGACGGCAAAAUCACCGAGGAGGAGGUAAUCAGCGGUUUCUACCUGGUCCCCGCCUGCUCGCACAAGGGCAGACGGGAGAACGAGUGGCGGCUGUCGUUCGCCCGCAGCGAGGUGCAGUUAAAGAAGUGCAUCUCGCCCGGCCUCAUGCAGGCCUACCAGGCGUGCAAGGCUAUCAUCGUCAAGCUGCUGUCGCGCCCCAAGGCGGUCAGUCCUUACCACCUGCGCAGCGUCAUGCUGUGGGCAUGCGACCGCUUGCCCGCCAACUACCUGGCGCAGGACGACUUCUCCGCCCAUUUCCUUCUAGGCCUCAUCGACGACCUACAGCACUGCCUGGUCAACAAAACCUGCCCCAACUACUUCAUCCCGCAGUGCAACAUGUUGGAGAAUCUGUCGGAUGACGCCGCCGUGCUCCACGCCCGCAAGCUGUCUUCGGUGCGCUCCGACCCGGCCGAGCACCUGCGCACCACCAUCGAGCACGCCAAGGCCGCCAACAGGCUGACGGUGGAGUUGCAGUGGCGCGGCAGCACCGGCAAUCUGCCGUCGCCGCAGUCGGACGCCGGUGGGGAAAACCAGCCGGACGACCGUCUGGCCAAGAAGCUCCAGCAGCUGGUCACCGAGAAUCCCGGGAAGUCUAUUUCAGUCUUCAUAAACCCGGACGACGUCACCCGGCCGCACUUCCGCAUCGACGAUAAGUUCUUCUAA